Molecule: messenger RNA, 1836 nt
Organism: Aspergillus puulaauensis
Lineage: Eukaryota; Fungi; Ascomycota; Eurotiomycetes; Eurotiales; Aspergillaceae
Exons: 1
Coding region: 1-1836 (611 amino acids)
Source: RefSeq, a predicted model, not a curated record
AUGGAUUCGCAGCACCAAGAGGCACAAAGUACAAUCUGCACAUCUCGACUGGCUCAUCAAUCCACUAAUAUAACAUCAGAGGUCACGAGAGACAGCGACUGUCCCCAAUUCUAUGAUCCCCUCGCUUAUGUCGAGGAAGCUGAAGACGCAUAUCCAUUCAUGCCUCCACCCGAGGCCUCCUGGCGAAGCGACACUCUUCAUGAUACCGCCGACCACUUCCCAGGCGAUGUUCCUAUUUCGUCCUUUCGACGCCCUCCCGCGCCCUCAAUUCAUGCUGAUCUGGAUGGUUUUGAAAACGACUGUGCCAGCCUGGUUUCUGGACAACACACUGGCCAUCCCUGGGUGAACGACAUUCUUCCAGCAUCAAUCUCUCCCAGUCAAUUAGUCAAGAACUAUGAGUCAUAUAAUGAGAACAUCGGGCCUGCGACGCCUUUGACAGAUGAAACCGUUAAUUUUACGCAAUCCGGCUCAACCUCAAUAGGAUCGAAGUCGUUACGAAGCUCUCGCGGGCUGCCACGACGCAGGAGCCAGUACAAGGUACAGCGGAUUGGUUAUAAGCCAAAUGCUGUUUUCAUACCUCCAGGCAGCAACCUCACAGAUCCGUUGGAGCGCUGGAAAAACUCCCCUCCUGAAGUCGAGGCUGCCAGCUUGUCAGCCAUCGAAAAUGCCCUGCAGACGCCUCCACCAGGCCAUAUGGCAGACCAAGGACCCUAUACUCCUGACCCCAAAGCCACCGAUGCAUUUCAGCAGCACCGACGUUCGGUAUCCCGAGCACCCUCUGCAACGAGUGGGGAAAGCGCUACCACUGCCUCAUCUCGUCACUCUAACCGCUCCAAUCGGUCUGCCUUGUCAAACAACAGCCAGGUUGCUGGCAAUCAGAACCCUUCGGCAACCCGGAAGCCGCGGAGUGGCGCAAAACGAGAGAAACGAAGCUCGGCUAAUAACCCGCGGAUAUUCUGCUGCACCUUUUGUUGUGAUAAAUUCAAGAGCAAAUACGACUGGGUGCGGCACGAAAAGUCCCUCCACUUGAAUCUGGAGAGUUGGACUUGCGCCCCAUUUGGUGGUGUUGUGAUAUUGCCCUCCACCGGCCGCGCCCAUUGUGCGUAUUGCAACCAGCUGGACCCAACACCAGAGCACCUUGAGCGACACAACCAUGGCCUCUGCCAGCACCAGAAUAAACCGACGUUUAGAAGAAAAGAUCAUCUGAUUCAGCACUUACGACUCUUUCAUAACCUUGGCACCAUCCCACUUAUUGACGAAUGGAAAUGUAACAUUGCGGACUUUCCCUCCCGAUGUGGCUUCUGUAACCACACAAUGUCGACCUGGAAUGAGCGAGCCGACCACCUCACAUCCCACUUUCGAAAAGGCUGUACAAUGGCACACUGGAAAGGUGAUCAUGAAUUCCCGCCUGAGAUUGCUGCGCAAAUCACACAUAGUGUACCGCCUUAUCUACUGGAUUUCGAAUCGCGAACUUUCGUCCCAUUCUCUGCGACAGAUAGAGCCGUAAAUGACCAUCUCUCCCAGAUGCUCUCCCGGGCCAGGUUUGAGAAUGAAGCAGGCAAAGCUCAAAUACCCCCCGAACCCUUUAAGGCGGACCCUUCCCCAAUACAAAACACCCCGGCAUUGGAUGAGCCUGGACUGGACUCCUAUACCGAAGUACUUACUCGCCAUCUAAGCCACUACGCACAACAUAUGAUGAGCAGAGGUAUUAUACCUACAGAUGAAAUGUUUCAAUCAGAGGCCAGAUGUCUAUUGUUUGAUUCCGAGGAUCAAUGGAACCAAACUAUGGCAGACAAUCAUGAAUGGCUUGCUCGAUUCCGAGGGGAUCAAAAUUAG